Molecule: messenger RNA, 4080 nt
Organism: Dichomitus squalens LYAD-421 SS1
Lineage: Eukaryota; Fungi; Basidiomycota; Agaricomycetes; Polyporales; Polyporaceae
Exons: 14
Coding region: 16-4008 (1330 amino acids)
Biological process (GO): RNA processing
Molecular function (GO): ribonuclease III activity
Source: RefSeq, a predicted model, not a curated record
CUGUCCCAAGCGCAUAUGCUCGUCAUUAGCGAUGCCCAACGUGUAGUGCCCAUGGUUAUGCCCCACCCAGUACUCCGUAUGAUGUCGGACUUCCACGCCAAGACAGCCGACCCUCCUAGAGUGUUUGCCUUGUUCACCUGUUCGCCCGAACGCUGGGUUUCUCUGGAUCUGGCAUGGCUUGAAGCCCCUCUGCGGGCUCAGGCGUUCUUCUUGGCGACAAAGACUGUCAACUCUUGGUCUGGGCCCGUGGAACUUGUAAUGGAGUAUGAAGCAACCCCGUCCUCUCAGAUGGAACCUUACAUGUCCAGUAUCGUGCGACGAGCUGAUCCCGAAGGCCUGCUUGUGCGACCUCAGCACUACCGUCGAGCCCGACGUAUCUGUUUACAACUGGGAUCCUUUGCUACGAAUGCAUGGUGGCGCGAUACUUUGGAUGAGCUCGUGGCAUUGCCAGUGUCAAAUGAUACCAAAUUGUCAGUAGCUCGAGACAGUCUGGAGCUGAUCAAGAGCCACGGAAUGGCGGACAGACUGCAAGUCGCUCCUGGCUCUUCGAAUCCCAAUGUGACCUUCAAGGUCUCGAAGCUGCUCCAAGUGCUGCAGCCUUAUGCAGCCUACGGCGACCAGUUCCGAGGCAUUGUGUUCGUGCGAGAUAAGGUUGUCGCAAGCGUCUUGCCUGGACUGUUGAAUGCCGCCGAAACACAAGUACCCUUUAUCCGUGCUAUCGCACCCAGCCGAAAAGAAAGGUCGGGGAAAAAUUCUUUGCACGCUGCUUUGAGCGCGUUCUCUUCGAGUAAAUAUAACCUGAUAGUGCUUACCAAGUCCAUGGAGGACGUCGAAUUACCACCAGCGUCCAUCAUUGUCAACUUUGAUGUGUUCGAUGACCAGCUCUCGUACGCAUACAGUCACUUGCAUACCCGCGGACGGCAUUCCCAUCUCGUGUAUUUGGUCGAGAAAGGGAAUAACGAACAACGACGAAUACUCACCCGCGUGCAGAGCGUCGACAACGAGAUGAAGGAAUGGGUAGGCGACUUCGUCCGUGGUGACUGCAAUGCCCCACCCAAGUCUAUGCACGUUGGUCUGGACCCGUAUCAGUCGGAUAGCGAUAACGAAGGGGAGGACUACAUCGUGGAUGCUGUGACUAGCGCACGGAUCGACAAGUCGCAGGCAAUCCCUACUUUCUACCGCUUUGCCAUCCAAAUGCAUGCCGUGUCAGGCGCCGAAGACGAGAAGGUCGCAUUCAACAUGGAGACGGGGGAACGUGGCGAUGACGCAGCUGUCCUCCGGUAUAUCAUCUCAUUCCCAAAGUCUACAGCACUCGCAGCAAUCUCAGGACCAUAUUGUUCCACGAAAUGGGAAGCCAAACGGGAGGCUUGUCAUCAAGCAUGCAAGGAGCUCGUUCGAGUUGGUAUAAUGGAUCACCGGCACUUCCCCCAGUCACGACGAGUGCCAGCAGGCCAGAGCGGUUCUACAGAUACCAACGGCGAGACCCCUGCUCCGCGGGAUGUGAAAACGGCCAACACAUCCGCGAAGACUCACGGGUAUCCGCGGAAAAUUCCCGACUUCUGGCCCAAUACGCAGUCGUCUCCCCCUACCAUUCUCUAUCCUACCGUCGUCGCUCCUGACAACAUGGGUGAGGAAGUCCAUGCGCCUGUCCUCCUCCUGACAAGGGCCCCUCUUCCUCAUGUGCCGGACUUUUCCCUCUUCUUUUCGGGUUUGCGUACCACGGUACGAUUCUACAAGGCCGCUCCCAUCACAAUUACCGACGCCCAGCUCAAGGCGCUCCAUGGGUACACUCUCCGUGUCACGAAGUCCUUGACGAACAAACCGCUGGAUUGCCCUCUUGGCGACUUGCUAUGUUACUUUGCCCCUCUGGAUUCCUCCUGGCACUCUAGCAUCUCUCCGCACUGGCCCCUUCUGUCUGUAGAGGGACAUGUCCUGUGGGACGCUGUGCAACUCGCUGCUGAUUACUUCGCGAUACGCCUGCUUGACAGCAACGUCCCAAUAGAUGAGCGGGCAAAGGACGCCAUCGUGCUGGACCGCCAGGUCGAGUUUACCAUGCGGCACUUCGUGAUCAAAGUCAGGCAUGACCUAACGCCUCUCUGCAAAGCCGACGACAGUCCGCGCGAAGCGGGAUACCAGAAUUUCUUGGAGUAUUGCAAGGCACGCUGCAAGGACUUCCAGGGACUCGAGGACGAGAACCAGCCCCUGAUUGAAGUCAGCGCUGUGCCAGGAGUAAUCAACAAUCUGCAUCCAACCUCUGCGCCGCCGACGCCUCCAGCAAAAGCACCCCUGAAGUACUUGAUCCCGGAGAUGUGCUACAAGUUCACCAUACCGGCAAGCACAUUCCGGACCCUGUGGCUUAUGCCCUCCAUCAUGAACAAGAUCGAGAGCUACCUGCUCGUCAAGGAACUUAAUGCAAGGCUAUUCCACAAUGCUGUCAUAGAGCAGCAACUUCUCAUCGCGCUUUCUACCCCUGCCGCCUGGACCGAGUUUAACUACGAACGUCUGGAGUUCCUGGGUGACUCGUUUCUCAAGGUCGUCGCUUCGAACUUUUGCUACGCAACGAUGCCCUCCGUUCAUGUUGGUGAUCUCCACCAAGCGCGACAAUCUAUCAUCAGCAAUAAGGUCCUCCAGGAAGGGGCAACGCGCGUUGGGGUGCCGUCAUAUGUUCAGCACAAACGCUUCGUCGCGAAGUUAUGGCAGCCUCCACUAAGCACGGCUAACGUCGCAGAAGAACUGAAGACCGAAGGCGGCAACGGGGACGUGGAGAUGACAGGAGAAGCCCCCGAGAAGAAGGAUAAGGGCAAGCGGAGCAAGAAGCAGCGACAGCUCGACGAGCAGAACACGCUCUGGAUGGGCGACAAGAUAAUUGCGGACGUCGUUGAAGCCAUUCUCGCUGCAUCCUUCCUCUCUGGCGGACACGAAGUAGCACUGGAAGCCGCGAGGCGCCUCCAGGUCCCCAUUCCCAACGUCGCACAAUGGUCAGACUACGCCCGUCUCGCAGCUCAUCAUGCUGCCCGCGAGCAGACGGUAGUGAUGGCCUCUGCGCCAUCACGUAUGACGAUAAGCGUGCUCGAAAAAUUGUUCAAUUCGAAGUUCAACCGGCUAGACCUCCUCGGACAAGCCCUGACGCAUACCUCUGCCUUCUCGGGCGCCGAAGGAACGAGUUACGAUCGCUUGGAGUUCAUCGGUGACGCCAUUCUCGACUUCUUGGUAUCGCGUUACAUCUGGGAACGCCAUCCGUACCUCUCCCCUGGCGGCCUGACGAUGUUGAAGGCAAAUGGUGCUAUGGUGUCAAAUCAAACGUUGGCCGCUUUCUGCGUGCACGUCGGUCUGCAGCAAUACUUGCGCAUGGAAUCGAAAGACCUCAGCACCGCGAUCCAGAAAUACAUCGACUUCCUAGAGGAGCUUCGCAAGAAAGAGUAUGACUUCGCGAGCAGGGAGCAACGAUUGCCAGGUCAAUACUGGCUUGACAUGCCCAUGGAACCACCGAAGUGCCUAUCUGACGUCGUUGAGUCCCUCAUAGGGGCUCUCUACGUCUCCGACAACUUCUUUGAGGUCGGGGUCGGACGCUUCUUUGAGACCGUCUUCAAGCCAUUCCUCGAGGCGCACGUCCGACUGCAAACACUCUCGACCAAUCCAAAAAUAACCCUGCUGGAGCUGUUGCAAGCGGAAGGGUGCCAGAAUAACGCUGUGGUGAAACAGCAGCAGUCGCGCCAGAACAUGCCCGUACAGAUGGAUGUCGUCAUUCACGGGAAGGUCAUAGCAAGUGCGACGGACUCAUCUGCUGUGAUUGCGACGCGCAAGGUGUCACUCACUGCCCUGGACACGUUGGCGAACGACCCGGAGCUCCUGGCGCGUAUGUGCGAUUGCAGAUCUACCACGUCCAACUCCAGCAAGGUGAACCCGCCGAAGCCACAACCAACCACGAGCGAAGUCUCAGUAGACGAAGAAGCGGAAGCGGCGGAGGUUGAAGCAGCCAUGGGAGCGGACGAGGAAGAAGCGGAGUGAUGCUCACGCACUCAGUGCCUGUUCAAUGACUUUCCAAUGUUUCGCUCGUAUACUGCUUCAACACGAUUCCUU